Molecule: messenger RNA, 409 nt
Organism: Gekko japonicus
Lineage: Eukaryota; Metazoa; Chordata; Lepidosauria; Squamata; Gekkonidae
Exons: 4
Coding region: 122-409 (95 amino acids)
Source: RefSeq, a predicted model, not a curated record
AAGUCCAUGUCCCUCCGCGCAUGUCUGUACAACCCCUGCUUCUUCGGGCGCUGUAGAAAAAACAAUAAUAAUAAUAAUACGACGCCUUUUUGGCGGAAACAGGCGAGGAGAGUCGCGACAUAUGGAUGACAGGCAUGAAGAGAAAUGUGGAACACUAUGUGCUACCUCACAAGAGAAAACAAAAGUCAGAGAGAGAGAGAAAAGGAAACGGAAACGCAGUAGAAGUAGGUCGUCAUCCAUUUCCUCUACCACAUCAUCCAGUUCGUCCACAUCUUCCUCUUCAAGUUCUUCAAGGUCCUCUGAUUCACAUAGCAGAAGCAGUUCUAGUAGUAGAGAUUCUCCAAAAUCAAAAUCAAAGAAGAGAAAAAAGGAAAAACAUAACAAAAAGGUAAAACUAAAUUUACUAUAG